Molecule: messenger RNA, 5822 nt
Organism: Portunus trituberculatus (swimming crab)
Lineage: Eukaryota; Metazoa; Arthropoda; Malacostraca; Decapoda; Portunidae
Product: serine/arginine repetitive matrix protein 2-like
Exons: 8
Coding region: 139-3354 (1071 amino acids)
Source: RefSeq, a predicted model, not a curated record
GCAAGAGGAAAAGAGCAAAAGGCUGACGAGAAAGAGAGAAUAGACACAGAUUCUGUCACACACACAACAGAAACUCCUCAUCAAGAGAAGAUCUUCAGCAUUGAAGAGUGUGUACCUUCAAGGGAGGAGAAGGAAGACAUGGACCAUUGCAUCACCACACAGGAGGAGGAAAUGAUUGCUGAAGCAGUGUCUGAGGGUGAGGAAGAGCUUUAUCUCAACUUGGAAUCAGAUGAUGAGGUCAGUCCUAUUCUUUCCACAACAGAAGUUAAGACAACUGAUAACAAGAAAGACAAGGAUGAGCAAGUGGCUACAGAGGAAAUGGAAGUGGAUAUUGUUAAACCUGAGAUGGAUGAGCAGGAUACUAUCAGAGAUCAGAGACCCACUGAAGCAUCCUUAGAUGAUGAAAGGAGUCAGGAGUCACUGCCAUCUGUAAAGGAAAACACUUCAGUAGACGUGAAACUCAGUGCACAGGAAAGUUCAUCAGCCAUGGACAAAGAUCAGGAAAUGGCUGUAACAGAAAUCACAAAAUCUACCAUCAAAGAGAGCACAGGAGUCUGUAGUGUGGCAAGUGGGGAUGUGGAGGAUGAUGUAGCUGCACCAAAACUAGAAUCAGAGAAACAGUCAGAGCAAACCUUUGUAGUGAAGGAGAAUGAUGGAGUUUCUUUAAAGAUGGAGGAGAUUAAUGAAUCAGAGAAAGAACUUGAGAGGGAUGAGACACCCAUAUCGUCUAAUCAGCACAAGACACAAAAUGACAUGGAAGCAGCACCCACAGAUAUUGAGGCACCAAUUUGCAGGCAAGAGCAGGAUACAGUUGACAGUGUGGUACCUGGCAGUAAGGACAUCCCUGCACUUAUGGAGGAGUCUGAGGAGAGGAUGUUAAGUGAGGCUGAUGGAGUAAGUCCAUCUAAGAGGAGGAAAGUAGAGGAAGAUACACAAGAAGAAAUAAGUCGUCCAAUAGAGCAAAAUGAAACACAAAUGCCAGCAGAAGAGAAGGAAGGUGAUAAAGUAGCGGAGGAAAAAGGAAAUAUUUUACUCACCGAGGUGAAGUCAGAGAGUUCUAUUGCUCUGACAGAAACUGGUAGAGAGUCUCCUUUGCCUUCACCAAAAGAGGCAGUAGUUGUUGAAAGCUUAUUGAGCUCCUCCCCAGCUGCAUCUCCUCUCUCCCCACCAAUGGAGUACAAAGAUCCCAUUACUUCAGACACAACCCAGCACCAUCUGGAGAGUUAUUUGAGUGCUGGUAUGUCUCCAGAACAUGCUAGUGAGGCUAUCCAUUUGUCUUCCCAAAGGAAAACCACCAGACGCUCCCUCACAAGAGAACUAGUCACCGCCCCUGUUAGAAGGAGUCGAAGGUUGAGUGGAGCUUCCACUUCCUCAGCCCCAAGCACACCUAAGAGGACAUCCAGAUCCACUACACCAGCACGAGAGGAAGUGGAAGAAGUACGGCACCGAAGGUUGAGUGGCGCCUCCACUUCUUCCCCACCAAGUACACCCAAGAGGACAACCAGAUCCACUACUCCGUCACGAGAGGAAGUGGGUGAAGCAUCUUUAGAGAUGGUCACAAGAUCUGGGAGGAAGUUGCUACAGGUGCCAACACCUCACACUAGGUCAAAGGGUAGUCCUGGGUCAUCCCUUGUGACUCCGAGGAGGAGGACUAGGAGGACGUCUGGAUCUCAGGAGGAAUUAAAAGCAGUGUCUCAAAAGCUGUCCUUAUCUUUAGAAGUAGAAGGAGAGAGUGAAGACGCCUCCAGCCAGCAAAGUCAAGAAACGCAUCCUGCACCCAUGCCAUCCACACCCACUCGCCGCAUCACCAGGCAGAGUCACGCUGAAACUUUAGAGACUAUUUCAGAGGACAAGGAGGUGGAGAGUACUAAGAGUGAUGUGAAGGCAAGGACACCAACCACUCCCUCCAAGGCUGCAACAAGGAGAUCAAGAAGAUUAUCAGAGGCUCUGGAAACCAUUGAGGAAAAUGCCCUGUUGACAACUGUAGAGGAGCCUCAGACUCCAGUCACCCCACGACACAGCAGGAGGAGGUCUGUGGGUCUUCAAGAAACUGUUACAACAUCUCAGAAGAGGGGAAGGAGAACCAGCACAGAGUCUCUUGCUGAGGAAUUAUCACAUCCCAAGUCCCCACACAGGACAAAAAGGUUGUCAGAACUUUCAACAGUGACACCACAGAAAAGAACACCCAGCAGGAGGAAAGAAGCCCAGCCUGACACCCCAGCCAAAGGAGCCAUUAGUGAGGGACACUCUUCCCUAUUAGAAAAGGAAAAUAAAAGUAUAGCCAGUAGGACAAGAAGACGAUCUCAUUCAGAGGACAGUACCAGAGAGGGAGGAGAGAGUGGCAGGCAAGGCAGUGUAACAUCAUUUGUGGAGUCACUGUCGGCUUCCCCUACCAGAUCAACACCAGUCACUAGUGUCAAAGAUUCAGAAAGCAGUGAAGAAGAUGACCGGCAGACCAGGAGGCAGAGGGGAAAGCAGCAGGAGGGCAAAGAGAUCACAAUGCAGAGGAAGAGCCGCCGACUAACUCAGGCAUCACUAGUUGAUGAUGCAAAUAAACCCAGGAGAAAGUCCAUGAAGGUUUACUCACUCUCUGAUGAGGCAAGCAAUUUCAUGGAUCUGAUGGAAUCUGGCAAGAAAACACAUCAUGCCUCAAGAAGUAGAAGGAAAAUGGUACCUUCAUCACCCUCUGACUCAGUGAUUACAUUAAAAGAAAAUGAGGAACAGGAGACAGAGGCAGAGGUUGAGAUGGAGAGUGGCUCAGAGGAGGUGAACCUGGAAACUGGUCUGGAUGUUGAAGAUUACUCUGAGAGUAGUGAAGCAGAUGACCAGCCAAGCAGAAGGAAGCUGCUGCAGGCCAAAAGUGAAGAUCAAGAGAGCAAACAGACCUCAAGGAAGAGGAAAAGUCGACGUGUUGUUCAUGCUCCAGCUGCUGGGUCUGUUCAUGCAGACAUAAAACAACGAAAGUCCAGAUCCAUGAAGCUUUAUUCACUUUCAGAAGAGGCAGCCAACUUCAUGGAUUUGAUGGAGGAAACCUCUCACCAACCCAAAAGAAGCAGAAGGAAGGUUAAGUCAAAAUCCCCAUCUUCUCCAAUAUUACUACUCAGAAGUGACAAUCAAGAAGCAGAGGUGGAAAUGGAGAGUGGCUCUGGCAAGGUAAACCUGAAAGCUGGUCAGGAUAAGGAGAAAAAUAAAGCCUUGGAAAACCUAACAAAUGAGGCCAUCAAGUUCCUUUUUUCUUCUCCCCUUGCUGCAGGAAGGACUGCAAAACAGCAAACCAAAGGAGAGGAAAGCUCCAGCUCCAGUGAAUCAGAGGCAGGAACUAGCCACAAAAGAACUUCACACAGCAGUAAAUAAGAAGGCAGGCUGAGGAUGUUGAGAACUUAAUUUGUACAAUGACCUAUUUUAACUUAACUUGAGAAAUUUGAAAGCAGCAGCAUUGGGAUAGCCAUUGUCUUACGACAAGUACUCAUUACUAAAGAUGCAACAAAACACUGCAUAAGUUUUUAUAUAUAUAUAUAUAUAUAUAUAUAUAUAUAUAUAUAUAUAUAUAUAUAUAUAUAUAUAUAUAUAUAUAUAUAUAUAUAUAUAUACUUUGUACUGGUCGUUGCAGCAGAAAAUUAUCUUUUUGUAAUAUGUAGAGGGAUGAUAUUUGAUGUACAAAAUUAAAAAGAAAAAAGAUCUGUUUAGUAAGUUACUUAGGUAACUGGAAACUUGAAUAUGAUCUUCAUCCCCCAAACUGGUUUAUAACAAUGAUUAAAAAUGCCCCAAAAAAAAUUUUUGUAAAUGCAAUUUUGUCCAUAAUUGCUUGUAUGACUGUCUCUGAAAAUAACAAGGAGGAUGUCAUCAAUGUUGAAUGGCAGAGGGAAAUCAAUGGGUGGCAUUUCUUGUUUGUGUACAGUAAAAAAAGUCCAUUAAUCUGAUGAGCAGGGGACCAGGAGUGUAUCAGAUUAUUAGUUUCAUCAGAUUAUCAGGAUGUAUCCCUGAAAACACUAUACAUAGGUAGUAAUAGUUUAGCCCCACUUGAUAUCUCCUCGCCAACUAGCAAACACUUGUAUUUCGGCUCCUCGGUCAGCAGGGUCAGUUCCAGCUGGAGGGUGAUCCCACAAUAAAGACUCCGCCAUACCAAGACCUCCAUAUAACUUCUUAGGUGGACAUUACACUCACAUGCAUAUAUCCAAAUGUAGAGACAGCCUCUAACCUCUUACAAAUACUUCAAAGCUUUUUGCACCACAAAAUACUUUAACGUAGCAACUAACAUCAGUAAGCACUCUUAUCACAAGUGAUAAUCACCAACACCACAGUAAACAACUAUGCAGUUCCUCACAUACAUGCACCAAAAAUCAUGGGCAUAACAUAAUACUUGUCAUUCAGCAUUUGUUUAUAGAAAUUUUGUGAUCAUAGGGAACCACCAUCCAGCUGAACUGACCCUUUUGAUUAGUGAGUAACCAAAAUGAAGCAAGUUUUUACUGGUUGAAGAGGAGACGUUAGAUUAGUGAGAUUAACACGGAUUUGUUUUGGCUAGUUAAUGGGUGGUUGGAAUAUGGCGUAAUGAGUUGGUUGGAGGCAUUGGGAGCAGUGUCUACUUAUACCCCUUGCCACUAGGGUGCCUCUGGCGCCUGGUCUGAAUUUACAGAGACCUAAUUUUGGCUUUAAAUUAAUUUUUUCAUUCCCACUUUAAAAAAUUCAGACUUGUGAAAUUCAAAUUAUGGGUGUUCAGAUUAAUGGACUUGUACUGUAUUUGGGAAUAAUGCAGCUGAGGACAUUGUUAGUGUAUAUAGGAUAACUCAUUGUACAAUAAUGUAAUAAUGUAUUUAUAUAAUUAAUAUGAAGGAUAUAUUUUUUUCUAGAGUAAAAAACUUCGUCCUGGUUUUCUAGAGUAAAGACUUUGUCCUGCUAACAUUUCAUGUAGCCAUUUGACUGGGAACUGAUAUGUCAGUAAAGUCCUUUGAACUUCUAACAAUAGUUACAGUGAGUGUUGAGACAGAGUAAAGCUGCUUCUGCCACUGUGGGUGCCGACAAAAGCAGGACUACAAAAUGUUCAAUUUCAUUAUUGGUGAAGGCAAGUGAUGCCACAAUGUUAUGUGAACAAGGCUGUGAUAAGUUAUGUUCCAGAUGAAUGUGUAAGUAGCAUAUUAAUGGCUAAUGCUUAUUCAAAAAAUGAACUCUUUAGAAAUCCCUUUUAAAAUGCUCUGAUUUUUUUUAAAGUUUUUGUAAAUUCUUACAAAUGAGCAGGGGAAGGCUGUUUGGAUAUUGGUUUGCUUCCUGCUGUGAAAUCUUGAAGGUGACACUUCAUGCUUGCUAUAUACUUUGGGCCCAACCCUCUAACAUCUUAUCUUUCUGGGAAGAAAGAGUCCAUUAGGAUUGAGUGGUCUCAACUAAGCUGUAUUCCAUGGAUUUCUCAGGAGGUGCUCAAUUAACUCUUAUGUUGCUUUCUUCCUUGUUUUAUAAGCUGAUGUUAAUUUUAUUUUUUAGUGGUGAUUCAAAAUUUUAUGCUGGUUUUUUGUUAAAUUCUCAUUUUAUAAAUAUUAGUAUUAUAAAAAGAAAAUGCAAAGUAUUGCCAAGAAAUGAUCUUAUUAAGUUGUUAACGGCAGCAAUCAUUGUUAUGAUAGUAAAAGUUGACCAAAUGAUGCCAGUAAAUUUGCAUUUGCAAGGUUUUAGUUUUCAUAUUAAGACUAUCUCCUUCACUUAAAAUGUAUGUUAUUGUGGGAUACAGUGGCCAUUUAAUGAUUGUUAUAUUCUAGGUAAUGCUGCUGGUUACUGUUUUAACUUUUGAACAUGUAAUGUUCCUAAACUUGUAUGAAAAAUAAAAUGUGAUCUUCAAA